Messenger RNA from Selaginella moellendorffii, 2401 nucleotides. RefSeq names its product pentatricopeptide repeat-containing protein At1g11290, chloroplastic-like. NCBI's taxonomy places the organism in Eukaryota, Viridiplantae, Streptophyta, Lycopodiopsida, Selaginellales, Selaginellaceae. The record is from RefSeq and is a predicted model, not a curated record. Gene Ontology annotation, biological process: RNA modification. The transcript is spliced from 2 exons. Bases 66 to 2354 code for a protein of 762 amino acids. Gene Ontology annotation, molecular function: protein binding; RNA binding.
CGAUGCCGCGAUGGAGAAAGGUAUGGGAUUACCUGGCCUAGCUCUUGCACAUUCCCUCCCAUGUCAUGGCUGUGGUGCCGGCGGCUCGCAAUUCGCCGUUUUUCUCGAGAGAAAGGAGAGGCUAUGGCGCUUCCAGCACCAGCGACGAAGGAAUGCACGGAAGGACUUUCACAAAAACAAGCAGCAGUGGCUCAGAGGAUCAAAAAAUUCUCAGCUGGAACAAGAUCAAACAAGAGGAGGACAAGAGGAAAAAGGAGAUGGUGCUGGAGCUCAUUGCUGCAUUGAAGGCGGCGAGCGGCUCAAGAGCGAUCGAGAGGGGAAGGCAGCUCCAUGCCGCAGCGAUUGAGAGUGGCAACGGUUCCAACUUCUACGUUGCGAGCUCUCUCGUGAGCAUGUACGCGAGAUGUGGCUGCAUGGGCGAGGCUCGCUCGGUGUUUGAUGCCAUGGAGCACCACGAUGUGGUUCUCUGGACAGCGCUCAUGCUCGGCUACUCCAAGAACGGCCAGGGAGAAGCGACUUUGGAGCUCUUCUCGCGGAUGCUGCUCGUCGCAAGGCCGAAUUCUCUAACGUUUCUGGCUGUGCUCAAGGGCCUUUCGAGCUUGGCUGCAAGGGAGGAAGGCAGGAGAUUCGGUGGAAAGGUGGUGAAGACAAGGACUCUGGAAAGAGUCAUGGCUGUCCACUUGCAAGCCGAGGGAUUUGGAUGCGAGCUGGAUAACUUUGUGGCGAGCUCGCUGGUGGACAUUUAUGCCAGGUGUGGGAGCAUGAGGGAUGCUCGCAGAGUUUUCGAUCGAAUGCCGAGCCACAACUUGGUGGUCUGGACGGCAUUGAUCCUGGGCUAUGCUACGAACGGGGAGAAUGAGGUUGGCCUCAGGCUCUUCGCUCGGAUGCUUGGCGAAGAAGAAGGACGCAGGACAGAUUCGCAUGCUUUUGUUGCUGCGCUCAAAGCUUGCACGGGGCUGACGGACAGAGAGGUGGCAAACGACUCAGGUGUAAAGAUCCAGUGCUUGGAGAAAGUCAUGGCUGUGCAUCGUGAAGCUGCCAAGAGUGGAGUUGCAACGGAGAUGUUCGUGGGAAGUGUCCUGGUGGAUACAUACGCGAAGUGCGGAAGCAUGGAGGACUCCCGCAUCGUGUUUGAGAAGAUGGUGGCUCAGGACGUGGUCUCGUGGACCGCUCUCCUGUUUGGCUACGCACAGAAUGGCGAGAGCGAGCUGACCCUUCGGAUGUUUGAGAGAAUCAUUGAAGAGGACGGCAAAGUUCUCAAGGUGAAAGCUCUGGAGAAAGGCAUGGCUGUUCAUCGGGAAGCUUUCAAAGCCGGGUUUGAGCCGGACAUCUGUGUGAGCAGCACGCUGGUGGAUAUGUACUCCAAGUGCGGCAGCGUCCUCCAGGCUCGCCGGGUGUUUGACAGGAUGAAGCGCCACGAUGUGGUGUCAUGGACAGCGCUCAUACUCGGCUGUGCUCAAAACGACGAGGGAGAUAUGGCACUGGAGCUCUUCACAAAGAUGAGGCUUGAAGAGAAACGUUGCCAGCCCGACGAUCAGACGUUCGUUGCCGUGCUGAAGGCCUGCUCCACAGUUGCAUCGCUCGAGUUUGGAAAGAAGAUCCAUGCAGAUAUAUGCCGGUGUGGACUCGAGGCUGGCAGGCUUGUCACGAACUCGGUGGUGGAUUUCUACGGCAAGUGCGGGAGCAUGGUCGUGGCUCACCAGGUUUUCGAUUCCGCUAGAACAAGAGCCCGGGAUAUAAUCUCGUGGAACUCGCUCAUCACAGGCUACAGCCGCCACGGUGAAACCGACGCCGUCCUCGAGCUCUUUGCAAGGAUGGUGGAAGAAGGCUUCCAACCGGAUGGCAUCACCACACUGGCGGUCUUGAACGCGUGCUGCCAUGCCGGGCUGGUUGAAAGAGGGAGGAAGCUCUUCCAGGAGCUGUGCUCCCGGAAGGCUGCAAGCGUGACUAUGGAGCACUACCACGUCAUGGUGGACAUGCUAGGCCGGGCAAACAAACUCCAGGAGGCGGUGGAGAUGGCGGACUCGAUGCCUUUCGCAGCGAAUGUGGUGACAUGGACCAUCGUGCUGAGCUCGUGUCACAAGUGGAAGAGCUUGGAAUUUGGAAGGCUGGCGUUUGAGGCACUGGUGAAGCUGGAUGAGAAGCAGGCUGCUACUUACGUUCUCAUGGCCAACAUCUAUGGAAGCUUGGGCAUGGUUGAGGAGAAAGCUAGAGUUCAUGCGAUGAGCAGGAAGAUUGGCGCGUGGAAGAAGCCCGGAUCAAAGCUAUCCAGUGGUCAAAUCAGUCUCGAUUCGUUUGUCAAUUGUGGUGAUCAUCCUCAAAAGGAAGAUUCCCAGGAAAAAACUUAUGACUGACAGACUUGUAAAUUAAAAAGUCCCUGGCAACUGGCCAUUUUGUGACA